AACAUCAAAAUGGAAAAACAAGAGGUAUCAUCAGUUCACAACCAUCCUUUGUUACCUUUUACUCGAUUUUUUUUCGGUAGCUGUGAAGGGUGUGGUUUUUAUGGUAACAUUUACGGCGGGUAUCGUUGCAAUGAGUUGGGGUGUGGUGAUGAUGCUGUGUUUCAUAAAGAGUGUGGUGAGGCCCUGCCAGAAAUCAACCACCCUUCCCAUCUCGACCAUCCUCUCAAGUUAUUCAGACAUGAUGUUGAGUAUUCAUGUAGUUUAUGUGGGGGAUGGGGAUCCCCUUUUGGCUAUUCUUGUUCAAUUUGUGAUUUCAAGUUGGAUAUGGUCUGUGCAACACAAUCCUCCCCACUUGCUAUUCUUGCGAAGCCUAGUAGUGCGCACGAACAUCCACUUGAACUCUGCCAUUCUUCCAAGAUUGUUGGUGACGACGACAUGUCCAAGAGAGAUUGCAAAUUGUGCGAUCACCCAUGUGAUCACUCCCGAUACAAGUAUAUGUGUGUUCAGUGCAAACUGCACAUCCAUGUAGAAUGUGCCAUAUUUAUUCCAGAGGCGUACCACACUUCCCAUCCUAAACACUCACUCAAGUUCCUAAAGAGUAAAGCAGCACCUACUUACGCCGACACAGAAUGUAUUAUUUGCGGGGGAAGCUUUUGUGAACAACUUCACCACUGUGAUAUUUGCAAUUUCAACAUAUGCAGAAUGUGCAUGAGAGACCCACCACCACUUGUUGUUGUAACCCCAACCACUCAUGAGCAUCAACUCCAUCUUUUUCCUAGACACCUCGAGUUUACUUGCAAUGCUUGUGGGACCAAAGGUGACCGAAGCCCUUAUUUCUGUUUUCAAUGCAAUUUCGUGAUCCAUGGGGGCUGUAUUGAUUUACCACGUGUCAUAAACAUCAACCGCCAUGAUCACCGUAUUUCUUACACCCCUCGCCUUGGACAUGGGGAGUGGAAAUGCAAAGUUUGUCGUAAGAAAGUCGAUGGCUUUUAUGGAGCUUAUUCUUGCUCAAAAUGUCCUACUUUUGUUGUUCAUGCAAGGUGUGCAACAAGAGAAGAUGUUUGGGACAUGGUCGAAUGGGAAGGGAUACCCGAAGAAGAAGAGGAAAUUGCACCAUACGAAGUGAUUGAUGAUAAAACGAUAAAACAUUUCCUCCAUGAUCAUAACUUACACAUCAACAAGGAUGGUGAGAUCCUCCAAGAAAGCCAACUUUGUAAAGCGUGCGAGUUCCAGAUUUGUUCAGAGUCGUUCUACAAAUGUGAGUCAUGCUGUUUUUUGCUCCACACAAAAUGCGCUAACCUUCCUCGGAAGAAACGGCAUGUCUGCGACAACCUUCCUCUUAUGCUACAAAGGACAAGUACCGUUGACGAAGCUUCUUACUGUGAACUUUGUCAUCAAAGGUUCACCGGUUUCAGGUACGCUAAUCAUCAUAUGUGUGUAGAUGUACGAUGCAUUUCAUUUCCAGAACCAUUUGUGCAUGGAAGCCAUCCACAUCCUUUGUACUAUGGAAAACACUUCGAAGUUUGUAAUGGGUGUGAAUGGCGGAAGACAGGAAAUUUAGUUUGUGAUGAAUGUGACUUCAGUUUGUGCUUCAAGUGCGGUCUUUUACCAAAAAAGGUAAUGAGGCAGAGAUACGACGAUCAUCCUCUCUCCUUGUCUUAUGGUGAAAAUAGUGUCGAUGGCGAAUAUUGGUGUGAAGCAUGUGAAACGACACUGGACCCGGAGAAAUGGUUUUAUACAUGCAAUGAUUGUGGAGUUGUGUUACAUAUUUCAUGCAUUUUGGGAGACUUCACAUACAUUGAGCCAGGUCCAUGUCUUUUAGAAGGUCGGCGUGCAGAAGUUAUACCCAACACCUCUGUUCUUAAAGCAUUCUGCACCAGGUGUAGCAAGAGAUGCACUCUCCCUUCCAUUCUGAAGGUUUCGAAGUAUGGAGUUGUUGAAUACUUUUGCUCUUACAGUUGUUUUAUGAUAGUUUGACAGGUCUGCGUCAUAAUAGCAGGCAUACAUCAAUAAGUUGUACCGAACACCUC
Molecule: messenger RNA, 2030 nt
Organism: Raphanus sativus (radish)
Lineage: Eukaryota; Viridiplantae; Streptophyta; Magnoliopsida; Brassicales; Brassicaceae
Exons: 1
Coding region: 10-1977 (655 amino acids)
Source: RefSeq, a predicted model, not a curated record